AUGCUGUUGACUCGGUUUCUGCUCGCCAGAUGGUUGCCAGUUGCUCUCAUUGUUAUAACGAUGAUAGAAACCAGCUUUGGUGCUGCUUUGAAGAAGAACUUUGUGGAUGAAACCCGUGGUGAGAUCAAGUCGACGAACAAGAUGGCAACGAACGAUACAGCCGCACGUAACGUUACUUCUGCCGGUGACUUCCCUGUCUGUACCUAUCAUAAUGGCACGCUCUCGCCCUUCUGCCUACCACACAACGGAGCGGAUGUCAUAGUGGAUGCGACUUACUAUGUCACUUGGAACGCCGACUUCUAUCCGUUGAACGCCACGAUCACGAUCGAAUUGCGAUACCCCAAUUCCACCGAAGGAGAUUCGGCUUUCACUUCGGAACGAACGGAUAACAGCUACGGAUACAUUCCCCUUCGCAUGCGCAAGGAAUGGCUCCAGGGCAAGCCACACAACGAAUUGACCCUCUACAUCAUUGAGCUGGAUUCAACCUCGGACCGGAGAGCUCGUGCUCGACAAGGGCCGACUGUUGUGCUUCAUCCGAAACCAAAGGAACAUUACAAGCCCCCGCCCCCUCUGCCGUUCAACAGGCUGGCACUGAUCAUCGGCUUGCCGGUCAGUGUAGGAGUGGUGGUUCUCAUCGUCGCUGGCCUGUUUUUUGGUAUGCGGAGAAGCAGACAGAUUGGGGUUGCACAUGCCAAGAGGUCUCGAGGCAAAGGCUAUGGAAUUGGAAAAUCGCGGAAUGAACGCCUGGGACGAAGUAAAAGUUCGAUGGACAACGAUGCGGACGCCGCCCUGAAAAAAUAUUCUGACGCUGAUGAGGACAUGUCGGAGAUCGCAGACUCUGAUCUAUACCAUGAUCUGUACCGGUCUGGAAACUAUGGAUUCGACUCGCGAGUUGCAAAGCUCAAGAGCUGGAGUAAUUCCUGA
This is a messenger RNA of Aspergillus ruber CBS 135680, 924 nucleotides long. Its product is annotated as DUF4448 domain-containing protein. The coding region runs from base 1 to 924 and encodes 307 amino acids. NCBI's taxonomy places the organism in Eukaryota, Fungi, Ascomycota, Eurotiomycetes, Eurotiales, Aspergillaceae. The transcript has 2 exons. The record is from RefSeq and is a predicted model, not a curated record.